Callorhinus ursinus (northern fur seal) is the source of this 5284-nucleotide messenger RNA. RefSeq names its product LRAT domain containing 2 (gene LRATD2). The record is from RefSeq and is a predicted model, not a curated record. Lineage: Eukaryota; Metazoa; Chordata; Mammalia; Carnivora; Otariidae.
AAGACCUGGGCUCCGGGAGCAAGCGUCUGUCUCUUUAAAUGCUAGGGGCUGCGCUCCCGCCCGGGGAGCCCGGAGCCGGAUCUACAAUCCCGUCCCUCCAGCUCCGGCGCUUGUUGCUCGCCGGGUCCGAGCCGGAGCUGCCGCCGCCGGGCAGCAAGGCUGCUUCCUUCUCCGCCUUCUCGCGCCCCACCUCCCCCGAGAGCAGGCUGAGGGGGAGCCGCAGCCCCAGCAGGAGGGAGGGCUGCGGUGUAAACAGGCAUUGCUCCCCACCUUCAAGUAUUGGGGCGCUACGUAGCCGCGGGGGCAAGACAUGCGUUGCUCCCCCCUGCCCAGCCUCGCUGCCACCGGCGCCUGGAGAGGAGCGAUUGCGGAUCCCACACCUGCAAACUCACCUUAGAAGUCUCAAGGUGCGGCGGGGGGCAGGGGGGGCCAAUUCCCAAUUCCCUAAGGCCUCCACCUCUCAGUGGGUGAGUUUUCGCAGGUGGUGUCCGCCCCUGUCCGGGGACCCGUGCCAAUGACCCUAGUGGUGGUUUCGCUUUCUCCCCUCUCGGCUGUGUGAACGUGUAUCCGCAGCGUGAUGGGUAACCAGGUGGAGAAACUGACCCACCUAAGUUAUAAGGAAGUUCCCACGGCCGACCCGACCGGCGUUGACCGGGACGACGGGCCCCGCAUCGGGGUCUCCUACAUCUUCUCCAACGACGACGAGGACGUGGAGCCGCAGCCGCCGCCCCAGGGGCCGGAUGGUGGCGGCGGCGACGGCUUGCCGGACGGCGGGGACGGGCCGCCACUGCCGCCGCCGCAGCCCUACGACCCGCGGCUGCACGAGGUGGAGUGUUCCGUGUUCUACCGCGACGAGUGCAUAUACCAGAAGAGCUUCGCGCCGGGCUCCGCGGCGCUGAGCACCUACACGCCCGAGAACCUGCUCAACAAGUGCAGGCCUGGCGACCUGGUGGAGUUUGUGUCGCAGGCGCAGUACCCGCACUGGGCUGUAUACGUGGGCAACUUCCAGGUGGUGCACUUGCACCGGCUGGAGGUGAGCAACAGCUUCCUGACGGACGCGAGCCAGGGCCGGCGCGGCCGCGUGGUGAACGACCUGUACCGCUACAAACCGCUGAGCCCGGGCGCCGUGGUGCGCAACGCGCUGGCACACGUGGGCGCCAAGGAGCGCGAGCUGAGCUGGCGCAACUCGGAGAGCUUCGCCGCCUGGUGCCGCUACGGCAAGCGCGAGUUCAAGAUUGGCGGCGAGCUGCGCAUCGGCAAACAGCCCUACCGGCUGCAGAUCCAGCUCUCGGCGCAGCGCAGCCACACGCUCGAGUUCCAGAGCCUGGAGGACCUGAUCAUGGAGAAGCGGCGCAACGACCAGAUCGGGCGCGCGGCGGUGCUGCAGGAGCUCGCCACGCACCUGCAUCCCGCCGAGCCGGACGAGGGCGACAGCUACUCGGCGCGGACUACGCCGCCUCCCGGGCGCCCCCCUGCGCCGGCCCGGGAGGAGGAGGCCCGCCAGGCGGCGGUGCACUGAGGGGCCCUCUGAGUGCGGAGUCUUGAGAGGGAGCUUUCGCAGCCGCCGCCGCCGCCGCCCCCUCCCUCCUCUCACUCCCUCCUCCAGCACCUUCCGGGCCCCAUCUGGGCUCCAGGGCCAUUUGGAAAAAAGGAGCGUUGGCGAAAUGGCGCAGCCAGCUGUGGCUUGAGCUUGUUAUUCUUGGACGGAGGAGGAAGAGGGAGCAGGUAGGAGCGCUUUGGCCGAGGGCGCUUCCUGCCCUCCCGUUGGAUCAGUCUUCCUUUCCGAGGUGGGCCAAAUGGUGGACUUGCUUGAUACUUAAUCCUUGCUGGCCCUGGGUCCAAAAUCGACCCUUUUACGCACUCGGGGGUGGAGGAAAGUUCAGAGUACCAGUGCCUGCCAUUGCGCCCUUCCUGCUUCCCCUCCUUCCCUGGGCUUGCGGGGUGCCCUGUACUGAGGCUUGAGAGGAUUUGUGGGGGCGCCCUGCCAGCACCGAGAGCCGCAGAUCUGCUACCCCCACCCGCGAGGGGUGUAUGUGGGAGUGUGGGCUAUGGGAAGCCGGGUGAUUUACUUUGGGGGAUUCCUGGAGUUUAAGGCUGGAGAGACCAGGCCCAGGUCUGGGAGCAGCAGACCACAACCAAGCAGCCCCCUGUGAAGUAUAAGAAAUAGUUGGGUAAACUUGGGCUACACAACAAAGACUUUGCUAUCGCCCCCUGCCCACCCCCACCGCCAAGUAAUUCAUCUUCUGGAGCUGACUUCUAGGAGAGUCUCCUGCUCUAGCCACCACUUCCCAGGUUCCGAGUAAAUCAUUGUCACAGGCCAGCUAGGGGAGGGAUUCAAUUAUGAUUCUGUCUUGCCGCCUUUGUUUCUAGCCUGCUUUUGUAGGCACUUGGAGCCGCGUUGUUAUCAAAGGAAGGAAGCCCUCUGUGUCUCUGAUCUAAUUAAAACUGCUUGGCUGUGUUCAUCUGCAGGUCACACGGGGUUCGCGGGUGCCACCCCCGCCAUAAAGUAUCCACUACAGAAGCAGUCAAGUGGGGUUGCCCUGGCAGAAAUUAGUUAAUUUCCCACUCAUCACCUAACCCCCUUCCUGAACGGUGAAGGCAACCUUUUGUAAACUGUAAGGCUUCGGUGGUGGACCUGGGAUUUUUUUUUUUUUUUUUUUUUUUUUUUUUUUGCCUCCUCACUGCCCCAUCCCCCUCACUCACUUUUGUUCUGCCGGUGAUAAAAUCUUAGGCUUGCGGUCUAUUCAUGAUAAGUUGUUUUGCUAGCCACACCUGAUGCAAUUUAAUCAAGAUGCAAAGUCUUGUUAUAUCGCAGCCGUGUCUUUGUUCCUUGGAGAACGCCCCCUCCCCCCUUUCAGUGCGAUUUUGCAAUUAAGAGGGGUGACAGCCAUCACAAAUUAAAUGCCACCCGGUGUAGUCAGCACCGAAUCUGGUAGACAGUCCUAGGGCACAGGUUGGUGGUUGUGAGAUGUGUCGGCAGCAGGCUGGCCUGUACUCUUGGGAUCUGCCGCUGAUCCUGUUUGCUGUACUGUGGGGCUUCUAGAAAUUUUUACAGCCCAUCUCUCGUAUUCACGUGAGCACUUGGAUGAUGUGUGCCCUCGAUUUCACAGUGUUGUUUUGCUGUAGAUUGGCACUGCUAACGCCGUCUCAAAAGUCGCAUGAAGUUUUCCUUUCUCUUGGGUGUCGUUUUAGAUGACACUGAACAAGUCCGUUUGUGAACAAAUUCUUAGAGUUGGAAUGGAAUCCUAUGUGAGUGUCGUAUAUUAAGCUGUGGCCAUCCUUGGGCCUUCUCCCUGGGGGUUUCUAACUCAUGCAACAAGACUUGAAGGAUUUCCUUGUAUACUUUUUUCAAACUUGGAAGUUGAUGCCAUAAUUUUUCAAAGCCUAGACCGUCGUAGCACCUCAGUAUGAAAUAAUUUAAUUUUAGGGGCAUUUGCUGUGUUCCCUGUUCUCACAAGGAUCACCAAGCAGGUUCUAUCCCUUUGCUACAGAGGAACCACACUCAGCCAUAGUCUGGGACUUUGGGGAGAUGUCAGUCACCUGUGGGAAAUGUAGAUCUAGUUUUCAUGUGUAGUUCUCAGCUUUGUGUUUAUAUUCUCUUGUUCAUGGAAAAGCCAAGCAAGGUAAAAGAUAUUUAGGAGAGCCUCACGUAUCUAACAGAUAAUGGGUUUUUGUUUUGUUUUGUUUUUAUGCUUAACAUGGUAGUUGAAAGACCAGUGUGCAGACAGCAAGAGUGGAGAAGAACAGAACAGCACUGUCUAGCAGCUCUGGGCUGGCUGGCUAGCCAGCUAGCUUUUCUGCUCCCCUAUCUCUGUGGGCCUCCUUUGCCCUCAGUUAGAAAGUGAAUGUCAUUGGUCCCACGGAGGUAGGUGCACCAGUGACUGUUGUUACAAAGGAACUGCUUUUUGUGGGAAGUCUCCACCUGAAGGAAGAACUCAGAAAAUCCGCACCAAUAGUAGUAGUCUGCCUCUAGACAAGAGGUUUUUGAAAAUGAACUAGAAGAGAAAAUCCAUCCACUCCAGAGACUUUUCCCAUGUCAUGCAAGCGUUUUUACUGGCUACCAGAGGUAUGAAGCAUGUAAUACGAAGAAUGAUUCCAUUGGAAGUUUUCUUAGGGCUCUGUGAGGCUCUAAAGCAACAACCAACCACUGCAGGCUCCAAGAAAGGAGCACCUGUCCACGCAGCUCUUUCCUCAAGGUGGCAGUGUUGUGGAUAAGUGAGUUUGCAAUGUCCAGGCUAUGGCUACAUCUGGCACUUUAAAAAUAUAUAUAUAUAUUUAAUAAUUUUUUGUUUCUCCUUGGGAAUAAGACUUUAGAACUAUUUUGUACUGUGAAUUAUGUAUGUUCUUUGAAAGAAGUAUUGAUUCUAACGUUCUUCAGAAGCUGUGGCAGGGAUAAGCGGAACCCCAGACUGGAACACAUACUAAAAGUAAUGAAAACAAAUUCUAUUUUCUUAUUUGAGCAAAUAUUUUAUUGAGACUGCUUAUGUAUGUCAAAGGAGCCCACAACGUCAGCUACACAACUUUUUGUAUCGAAAGAACUCUUGGUUUUUGUAGCUUUUAUUCCACAUGUAAUUUAAAAUGACUUUAUAGCACUAAAAUGCCUAUAGCAGAAGACUUGACACCAGACCUUUAAGGAAAUUUUUAGUUUUUAUGAAAAGUUACACAUCAGUGGUUCAACUUCUCGUGUCUUCGGUGCUUCUGGCCCUAAGAACACCACUAGACAACACAACAACCACAUGGAAACAUAUUUUUGGAAGCAAAACUUUAAUUUUAUACGACAUAUGCUAUGGAGAGUGAAGAAAAAUUACUGACUACUUGUUUUCUAUUUUUUUUCUUAACAAAAUGGAAUCCACUGUGUUGAAGACUCUUGAUAUCAUGUGAUUGUCUAACCAUUUUUUAAAAAAAUACGUUAGAAUAAAAUCUACGAUCAUGGUCAACAAAUGGUUUUGUUUGGAAAGUUACAUUUUAUUUGUGAAAAAAAAUUUUUUUUUAAAUCAUGGUAACUACAAACUUGACUGUUUAUUCAAAUUUUCACUAUGUUUUGUUAGCUAUAAUUCUUGUGAACCCUGGAGAAUUACAUUAACUAACACAGUAAAUUCUAUGUAUAUUUUAUUUCCUAGUGAAUUGUGUAAACUGUAUUUUUGUUGAAGAAUGUAUGUUAAAUCAAUGUUAUGUUCUCAUACCACUUCUUGAGAAGGAGGUUCUGAUUUGAAAUUGUAUCAUUUCCUUCAAAAUGAAGGGCAGUGUUUAGUUAAAUAAAAGAUUGAUGACAUCUUUUGAACCA